Molecule: messenger RNA, 687 nt
Organism: Humulus lupulus (European hop)
Lineage: Eukaryota; Viridiplantae; Streptophyta; Magnoliopsida; Rosales; Cannabaceae
Exons: 3
Coding region: 51-536 (161 amino acids)
Biological process (GO): protein import into nucleus; RNA export from nucleus
Cellular component (GO): nuclear pore inner ring
Molecular function (GO): structural constituent of nuclear pore
Source: RefSeq, a predicted model, not a curated record
UUCUUUUCUCCCCUGCACUAUACUGUUACAGUAUUUAAUUAACGUUGUAUAUGCAUGAGAUUGAUCAUAUUAGCUAUGUUCGUCAAGCUUUUGAAGCUGCAUCUUUGAGAUUUUUUCUUAAGAUCCUCGAGAGUGACUUAUUAAAUGAGUCAGAUGGUCCUGUUGCUGGUUAUCGAAGUGUAUUGAGAACUUUUAUUUCUGCAUUUAUUGCAUCUUAUGAGAUCAAUAUUCAGGAAAUUAGAUUAAGUAUCUUGAAUGACCUCAAGUUGUUUAUUUUAUUUAUAUUAAUAUUUUAUGUUUUGUCUAUGUUGCAGCUGGAAGACAGUACCCUUAAUUUGAUAUUGGAUAUUCUUUGCAAAGUUUAUCGGGGAGAGGAAUCACUUUGCAGUCAGUUUUGGGACAGAGAAAGUUUUGUUGAUGGUCCUAUUUGGUGUCUUCUUUUAAACCUAGAAGGUGACUUUCCCUUCAGGACUGUGGAACUUACUCGCCUUUUAUCAUCCCUAUCUGAAGGAGCUUGGCCAACAGAAUGUGUGUAAGUUUCUUUAUUUCUUUGCAUUGGGUUGAGGAUUCUACAGUAAUUUCUGUACGUUUGUAAACACUACACUGUACUAUAUCAGCAUAAUUGACUGUGAAUAUGUAUCACUGUUUUGUAAUUACUUGUUAGUGCCCAAAUAACUUAAGGUCUAG